Molecule: messenger RNA, 1210 nt
Organism: Bipolaris sorokiniana ND90Pr
Lineage: Eukaryota; Fungi; Ascomycota; Dothideomycetes; Pleosporales; Pleosporaceae
Exons: 2
Coding region: 336-995 (219 amino acids)
Molecular function (GO): oxidoreductase activity
Source: RefSeq, a predicted model, not a curated record
UGACAACAUUUGGGGAGCAACUCAGAAGUGUCGUAAGGACCAGUAUUAAUGUGUGUCAUGAGCCGGAAAAGUUGAGUGACUGCGUUUUUCGUGAGGGAACAACCCCGGGAACCGCGGAACCCACUGGAAAGGGCAAAUUCCGCGGGCUUGAGUAACACCAACACCAACACCAACAUGCCAUUUGUCAGCAAUGUUCGUCCUCCAAUUCGUCCUCCAAUUCAUCCUCCAUAUAUAUAUAAAAUCCAGCGCGCGCUAAAAACAACAAAAUCACUCCAGUAACAGCAUACUACGUCUUUCACAGCUUCACUGUGGCGUUUCGAGCAAGUCUACGCAGCAUGACCAACUUCCAGAUCAAUAUCGUCAGCGACACCGUGUGCCCAUGGUGCUACGUGGGCAAGAAGCGCCUUGAGAAAGGCAUUGCAGCUUACAAGGAGAAACACCCCGACUCCAAUGACACCUUCUCCACAUCCUGGCUCCCCUUCUACCUCAACCCAGACGCCGGAAAGAGUAUGAACAAGGAGCAAGUGUGGAAUUCUAAAUUUGGAAAAGAGCGCAUAGCAAUGAUGAAAGAACGCCUAUCGGAAGUCGGCAAAGCGGAAGGCAUCAACUUCAAGUACGGCGGUAACACAGGAAAUACACGUGAUUCGCAUCGCCUUGUGCAGCUCGGGAAAACUAAGGGGCCUCAGGUCCAGACGCGUGUGAUCGAAGAGCUUUUUGCUGCGUACUUUGAGAACGAGAAGGACAUCACGACUCAUGAAGUGCUUACUGAGGCGGGUGUCAAGGCUGGACUUGACGAGAAAGAGGUCAAGGAGUGGCUGGAGUCUGGCAAAGGCGGGCCGGAAGUUGACCGGGAGGUACAGCAAGCCAGGCAGCAGUAUAUUACUGGUGUGCCAAACUUUACAAUCAAUGACCAGUAUGAAAUCGGAGGGGCGCAGGACCCGGCUGCUUUUGUUCAACUUUUUGAGCGCGUGAAGAAGCAGGAGGGGAGUCUUUGAUAGCAUUCAGGACUGUGUUUGAAGGUGAAUAGUUGAGAUGAUAUCCAAUUUGAUUACCUCUUUUCCUGGACUCCUGGGCUUACUACACAAGUGUCUGGCGAAAGGCAUUGCCGAAUUUAUAUCGAAACUAAGCUUAGUGACAAUGUCAUGGUUUGAGGAAACGCUCGUUCCGAAGCCUCCUGAGGGAACCGGUGUAUGACGGCAAUGAAGUGGCG